CAGGAGACCAACGGUUCUGCUUCGCUGUCUCUCCCUGUCCCAGCAGCCCCCACACGCAUCCGCAGGCCCUGAUUGGCUCUGGACAGAUUCACGCGUGCUCACUGGUACGCCUGGGGGGCGGGGCUUCGGGGAGGGGCAUCCCCACGUGACCUCUGGCCCUUGGGACGUUGGCGAGGCUGGAGACUCUCAGGUCACCUAGUGAACUGGUUAUGAGUGAGCUAAUCAGUUAACUUUCCUCUACCUUAGUCCCUUCCCAGUGAGGCACUCAGUCAGUAGUUGUACACGUGCUUAUUGCAUGUGUCAGUUGAUCCGGCUCGUCGAGAGGCAUUAAAUCAGCCAUCAAUUCAUCCCUCUGAAAAACCAGACCCAGAAACCAGAGCUCCACAUCCUAGAGAUUCUUGUGGCUGGGGAUCCUAUGACCUUGACUUGUACCGUCAAAGGCACCUGAAAAGAAAGCAAAACCCCUUUCCUUUCCUGGAAUUGGCCCACCAUGUUCUCCAACACAGAUGGCUCCAGCAACUCCUCCUCCUACUGCUGCACUUCACCCUGAAGCCUUAGGAUUAUAGCACCACCCUCGGAUGUCGUUUGAAUUUCUCCCCAGCUAUGUUCACUGGAAAUGCUGUGGUCAUGCUCCAAGUGGUCUCACCCACAAGACUGCUCAAUUCCUCUUGUUCCUUGGAGAAGACUCUGCAGUGCAGCUGUUCUUUCCAUGGGCUCCCCACACCCUCUAUGGAGUGGUUGUUGGAAGGUGUCCCUGUGAGUGUGAACAACACAGAUAAGGUCCUCCAGGUGACUUCCACCAUAUUUGGCACCUGGAACAACAGCACCAUCAGCCUCAUCGGGGAGCCAGACAUACUCCCGAAUCUCCGCUGUGAGGGGAGGAACCAAUAUGGAAUCCAUGCUGCACGUAUCUUCCUCCUACCAGAUAAGCAUUCAGAUUCCAAUGUGUUGGUGAAAGGGCUGACCCAGGGCAUUGUGUAUGGAUCCAUUGUCUCCACGCUGUUCUUCCUUGUCCUCCUCACAAUGAAGAUACUUCAAUGGUGGGAGGACAGGCCCAUUGUCAAGUUCAAAGAGGCCCCAAUCAUUCAGAAACCAGAGCUGCUGGAGGAGCCAGAAACAGCCGUGAAGUCUGAAGCCAAAACCGCUGGGCAUCAGAUGGAGUCUAGGGCUCUUGAGCCAGAAGGACUGACCGUGGACAGGAAAACUCCCAGACAGAUCAAGAUAGACACGUGGCUCACAGACGCCUGGAUCCACCGGCCCAGUUAGACUUCACGGACCUACAGAGCUGGAGCAGCAACUCCAUGUGAGACUCUAAGACCGGAGACCAGCACCAGGAGCUCACACAUUCACCCCACAAGGACUCCCACAAGCCGGGCCUGUUUGUCAGCCCCCUCCCCCACCAGGGACAUGCCUGCUCCCUGCCCUUGAGCAGCGCGGUCUGGGCAGGCAGGCCGACCUGCAGGGGCACGGAUGACAUACAGAGGAGCCUGGGGGGAGACAGCACCAGCAGAUGGGCUAAAGCCAUUGUCCACAUGGGCACUGUGACCCAAAGUGACAGUGACCCUCCUGCAGCCUCGGGCACUGCCAAGCAAAGCUAGGCUCUGCACUCCACAGAGGGAAACUGAGACCCAUGGGAGGGAAGCACCUGAAACACUAAAGAAGCCCCAAAGGUUUUCUGCAGGGAUACGGGGGGGAUCAUGAAGCCUGCCCUCCACACCCCCCACAUUGCAAACGGGGAAACGGAGGCUCACAGUGCCUUGGACCACACAGCAAGACUGUGCACUGCUCAGGACCCCUCCAUCCCAGGACCCUUGUUCCCUGGAGCAGUCAUCCCUGUCCCCUGGCUAUUUUCUCCUGACCUUAUAAGACUAUAGUGCGGAGGCUGCAAACUCAAAAGCCCACAGGAGUCCAGCAGGUAACAAAAUGAGUGCUCUUGGCCCCUAUGGGAACCAGGUGGUCUUGAGAGCAGAUGCCCCCACCUGCAGGGGGCGCCAGCAGCAGCGAACUCAGUUCCAACUCUUACCUGCCCCCUCCCGCAGCAGGAAUGAGA
Molecule: messenger RNA, 2050 nt
Organism: Zalophus californianus (California sea lion)
Lineage: Eukaryota; Metazoa; Chordata; Mammalia; Carnivora; Otariidae
Product: SIGLEC family-like protein 1
Exons: 6
Coding region: 604-1266 (220 amino acids)
Biological process (GO): cell adhesion
Cellular component (GO): plasma membrane
Molecular function (GO): sialic acid binding
Source: RefSeq, a predicted model, not a curated record